AUGCCUCGAGCGACCUCGACGCGCUUCAACUCGCACGCUCACGAGAAGGCGCCCUCGACUUCGAGUUCGGCCAAGACUCGAGCAGGCUCAGCCACGACCGGGAAAGGUGCAAUGAACCCCAUCUUCAAUACCGAUACCUUGGGUCAACAUAUCCUAAAAUCACCCCAGUCAGUCUGCGGACGGAGCGUUUGCGAUGGAGGAUGUGAUUUGAGUGAGAGAUCACGUGCAGUGACUGAUCUUGUUCUUCGUGUGGAUGCUCGUAUUGUGCAACUGUACAGAGUCGCUCAAGCGCAAGUUCACAAAACAUCUCAGUUCCUUCUCGCUCAUUCCUGAGGCUUACCAUGUCCUUUCCCCCUCCCCCGCAGUAUCGUCGACAAGGCCAAUCUUCGCGCCUCGGACGUCGUGCUCGAAGUCGGUCCCGGAACAGGCAACCUGACGGUCCGCAUCCUCGAAAAGUGCAAGUCGUGUACGGCCGUCGAGAUGGAUCCCAGGAUGGCUGCCGAACUGUCCAAGCGUGUACAGGGAAAGUGAGUUCAUGCGCGGGGUCAUUCGGAACUUGGGGGUGGUGUUUGAUUUCGGUAAUAGUAAUGGACCCCUGCGUUCUGCUUAUUCGUACAGACCCGAGCAGCGAAAGUUGAACUUGUUGGUGGGCGACUUCGUCAAAACCGACUUGCCCUACUUUGACGUCUGCAUCUCCAACACUCCUUACCAAGUAAGCCCUCACCGAGGUCUCAUUCCCUUUCGACGACUGAGGACUUACUUCUCCUCUGUCUCGCCCCAGAUCUCUUCUCCCAUCGUCUUCAAGCUCCUCUCUCAACGCCCUUUGUUCCGAGUCGCCAUCCUCAUGUUCCAACGUGAAUUCGCCAUGCGUCUCGUCGCCCGACCCGGUUCAACACUCUGGAACCGUUUGUCCGUCAACGUGCAACUGUACGCCAAAGUGGACCACAUCAUGAAAGUCUCGAGGAACAAUUUCCGUCCCCCACCUUUGGUCGAGAGUUCGGUUGUCAGGAUCGCACCUUUGGAUCCUCCCCCUCCCGUAAGAUUCGAAGAGUUUGAUGGGUUGACGAGGAUUUGCUUUGGGAGGAGGAACAAGAUUGUUAGGAGUAACUUUACGGCCAAGGGCGUCGAAGAGAUGCUCGAGAACAACUACAAGGCUUGGUGUGCCGAGAAUGAACAGGUGAGUGCUGAGCUCUCUUGGUCAAGUUCUCCAAUGAACAGGUUCGCUGACCGGGCCUCAUUUCUGUUUGAACAAUCAGAUGAUCGAAGACGACUUCAACAUCUCGACAUUGCUCGCCCAAGUCCUCGAGGAGAGUGGCUUCGCCGAACAACGGGCGGCCAAGAUGGACGUGGAUGAUUUCCUCAAGUAAGUCCGUCGUCGUCCCACGAUGUCCGAUGAAGGAAGGACCUUAUAGCUGACGUGUCGUUGGUUGACUCUUCGCCUAGGCUGCUGACCAUCUUCCACAAGUAUCAUCUUCACUUUGCUUGA
Messenger RNA from Microbotryum saponariae, 1486 nucleotides. The record is from the annotation of a GenBank genome assembly. Lineage: Eukaryota; Fungi; Basidiomycota; Microbotryomycetes; Microbotryales; Microbotryaceae.